Mya arenaria is the source of this 9565-nucleotide messenger RNA. RefSeq names its product kinase suppressor of Ras 2-like. Lineage: Eukaryota; Metazoa; Mollusca; Bivalvia; Myida; Myidae. Gene Ontology annotation, biological process: protein phosphorylation. The transcript is spliced from 21 exons. Gene Ontology annotation, molecular function: protein kinase activity; ATP binding. The record is from RefSeq and is a predicted model, not a curated record. The coding region runs from base 140 to 2809 and encodes 889 amino acids.
CCAAAAUGGCGACGGAAUUUCAAGAUCCUGUCAAACUGUCAUAAUAUCACUUCAGUAUCCAUUCCUGUCCUGUUUUAUGUGAAUUAUCAAAUGAAAAAGUUAUGCUAUUAUAUUCGCCACUAACCUACACGUGAUAAAUAUGUCUGAAUCAGACUCAGAGCUUGAAAAAGCUCUUGUAGAGUUGAAAACAUUGCAGUCGAUGAUUGACAAUAUCGAACAGCACCUCAAAGGUUUACGAACUCAGUGUGCGCUGAAUGACAUCACUCAAAAAGAAAUACGGGUUACUGAAGGCAAGCUUGUAGUGUUUGUUAGUAAGCAGAUUAUAAUAAAAAACAAACUUCAGUCUGAAGACAAUGUUCACGAUUACCCCAAAACACAACAGUGGCUAACUUGUGUUGGCCUUCCUCAACAAACUAUCAAGGGCUUGCUAGAUGAAGAUGAACACCUUAGCUUGUAUUCUCUGCUGGAGCAGUCUGAGUCGGACAUAAAGUGCUUGCUGUUAAAGCACAAAGCGAGUAAUGAAGAUGCCAGGAGACUCAACCUUGCUCUACGUAAUCUCAAAAUAGCCACAGAGCGUGAGCUAUCAGGUGGAAGCAGUACAUCGGGUGACAGUGAUGUGGAGUUGCAUUGGACGAACCCGGACUCCAAAGGCUCGUAUGGGGACUUCCCCGUUCGCCGGAGUCCACGGCCAUCCACUUCCUCAAUAUCGUCAUCGGAAAACUCGACCACAGCUAUCCCCGCCCAGACCCACAGCACCCCACCCUCCCCGGUGCCCCACCCACACCACACACACAAUGAGAGGCUGAGGUCUGUAGGGUACACUCCGCCACCCACUCCUCCGCUUGUUAGAACUCCAAAGACUAAAUAUCCUAUCACCCCACCACCAAAGAAGAAGAAUUUAUUGUUUCCAGAAUACCCUACAAUCAGCAGAAGCAAAUCCCAGGAGUCACAGUUGGCUCAUAGAGUACAAGACAUUGAUCCAGUGCGAAGUGGCAAAAAGAAACAUGUAAAAGACUUAACCUUAGGUAGUUAUGUGAAUCUAGGAGGUAGCCAUGAUAUGUUGACACUUCGACGACAUUCUAAUGAACAGGAGGCUAAUAGUCGAGGACCGUCUGGGCCGGCUUCUCCGAUUAUGAAUUCUCCAAUUCAUUCUCCGCAUUUUAUACAGACUGGAGUGGGAGAUGGAUCUUUAAUGGUUCCCCAUAUACCAGUGGGUCACCAAGCUAUGAUGAAACAUCAAAUUAAUCAUAGAUACAUAAAUAAGCUGUUGAUUGGAAGCACUUGUGAUGUCUGCAACAAGAACAUGUUCCGGGGAAAAUACUGCAAGUAUUGCAAAUUUAAGUGCCACCGUGAUUGUGCAAAUAAGGAGUCCCCCAGCUGUGGUCUUUCAAAGGAGCUACUUGACGUUGUCAUGAAAAACAUGUUUGAAGGUGCCUCCAAUCCGCGACGACCUCCACACUCUGGCCUGUUACCACACAACACUCCGGAGCUGCUGAGGCCCACUCGCUCGGUGCCAGCUUUUCAGGUGCCAGACUCCAGUUCUGCGUCCUCCUCUAAUUCCUCGACCCACUCGUCCCCCGUGCCCAUGGGCAUGUCGUCUGGGACCUUUACCUCCCCCUCCCCUUAUGCCUCACCUCACAUACAGCGUUCUUUCCAGUUUCCCGACAUAUCUGAGAGUUCUACGGAUGUGACGCAGACAGAACCGGCCCUCUCGACUGCCUGGGAUAGAGAUGUAGAUGUGGUUAGCACAAAUACUUCAAACGACAGUGAUAAAACUAUUGUUGAUAGUACGAUGUCAGACCUAACUCUGCUGGACAGAGAGGAUUCGGUGGACAGCCAGGAGGAGGAGGGGCAUCCCCUACACAGGGACGGCAGUAUUUCAGUAGCAUUACGAGAAUGGGACAUUCCAUAUGAAGAGUUGACUUCCGAAGAUGUAAUAGGGACCGGACGCUUUGGGACUGUGUAUAAAGGGCAAUGGCACGGAGAUGUCGCCAUUAAAAUGUUACACAUGGACCCUGAUACUGACAUAGCAGCUCAACUCUCCGCUUUCAAAGUUGAGGUAGCCAAUUUGAGGAAAACUCGUCAUGAAAAUCUUGUGUUAUUCAUGGGGGCAUGUAUGAAACCUCCCCAUCUGGCUAUUGUAACAAGUUUAUGUCGAGGCAGUUCGUUAUUCACCCUGUUACAUGUGAGAAAAGAGAAGUUUAAUAUGAGUAAAUCUAUCAUCAUUGCCCAACAAGUGUGUCAGGGUAUGGGAUAUCUCCAUGCAAAAGGAAUAGUGCAUAAAGACUUGAAAACUAAAAAUAUAUUCUUUGAUAAGGACAAAGUUGUGAUAACAGACUUUGGCUUGUUUAAUGUUACCAAGCUGUGCCAUGCUAAUAGACACAUGGACCGGCUACAGAUACCUCCGGGCUGGCUCUGCUACCAAUCUCCAGAGAUCAUAAAGUCCCUGCAGGCAGGGGCUGCCUAUGCCAGCACCGAUCUGCCAUUCUCAGAAAUGUCGGAUGUGUAUGCAUUUGGAACUGUAUGGUAUGAGCUGUUAAACGGGAACUGGCCAUUUGAACAACAGCCCCCGGAGAGCAUUAUCUGGCAGGUGGGCAGUGGGUUAAAACCUUCAUUUGGGACCAUUAGGGGAUCCAAGGAGGUCAAGGACAUGCUGUUGCUAUGCUGGAAUUAUCAAGCUGAUGAUCGACCCAGUUACAGCCAACUGCUCAAAAUCCUGGAACGGUUACCACGGAAACCGUUCACAAGGAGCCCCUCACACCCAAUACACCUUUUAUCCCGGAGUGCAGACUCCCUUCUACCCUCUUGAUAGUGGGAAGAUAUUGUUUAGGAAUUUUAUUGUAAUAAAUUGACCGUUUUUAGGAAAUUUACUCCAAUGAUUGACAAUGUCUAAGAAUUCUUCUACUGUCAUUGACAUUGUCAUGGAAUUUCUACAAUCAUUGACAUUGUCUUGGAAUUGUACUACAAUCAUUGACAUUGUCUUGGAAUUGUACUACAAUCAUUGACAUUGUCAUGGAAUUGUACUUCAAUCAUUGACAAUGUCAUGGAAUUCUACUACAGUCAUUGACAUUGUCAUUGAAUUCUACUAAAAUUGUUGACAUUGUCAUUGAAUUCUACUACAGUUGUUGAUAUUGACAUGGAUUUCUGCUACAGUCAUUGACAUUGUCAUGGAAUUCUACUACAAUCAUUGACAUUGUCAUGGAAUUCUACUACAAUAAUUGAGAAUGCCGAAAAUCUACUACAAUCAUUGACAUUGUCUAGAAGAUUUCUACAACAAUUAUCUGGCUUUUUCUUGAAAUUCCGUUACAAUUCAUUGACUUUGUCAAGGAGUGUUUCAAUGUCUUCGGACUUGUAGGAAUUUUUACUGUGCUGAAAUGUUCUAAUCUAUAGAUUGACAUAUAUCGAAAAAUAAAAAUUGUAAUAACUUCACCAUAUAAAGGUCCAGCAUCAGUUUUGACUGUAUUAUGAUUGAAAUUCCAUGUAGCUAGUUGGCUUCAAAAGCUAUUUCCAUUUCGUAUGUGAACAAUUUUAUUCUUUCAAAUACAUGUUUUUUUAUUAUAAUGUUCAGCUUGAAUGACAUCAGUUUUCUUUUUAUGAAAAACUAUAUUCACCAUCAUUUCUCACCUAGUUUAUUCUAUAACAAAGAUGUACUUCAAAACCUACACCUUGAAAGUUCAUUCAAUUGGAGCAGUAUUGUUAAAGGCUUACAUUUCAUGUUGUUGUUGGAUUAUAUAUGAGAGAGUAAGUUUUCAAAUUCUGCAGUUUAUUUUUGUCACAGCUUUCAGUUAUUUGAUUGUUUUUUUUAUUUAAUUAAGAAAUUAAAUUUAAAAACUAUGCUGUCUAGGGAAAUAAUAGUUAUUGUACACAAUGCUGACAUGGGAAAAUAAACAUUAUUGUACACAAUGCUGACACAGGAAAUAAACAUGAUUGUACACAAUGCUGACAUGGGGAAAUAAACAUUAUUGUACACAAUGCUUACAAAGGAAAUAAACAUUAUUGUGCACAAUGCUUACAAAGGAAAUAAACAUUAUUGUGCACAAUGCUGACACAGGAAAUAAACAUUAUUGUACACAAUGCUGACACAGGAAAUAAACAUUAUUGUACACAAUGCUUACACAGGAAAUAAACAUUAUUGUACACAAUGCUGACACAGGUAAUAAACAUUCUUGUAUACAAUGCUGACACAGGAAAUAAACAUUAUUGUACACAAUGCUGAUACGGGAAACAAACAUUCUUGUACACAAUGCUUACACAGGAAAUAAACAUUAUUGUGCACAAUGCUGACACAGGAAAUAAACAUUAUUGUGCACAAUGCUUACACAGGAAAUAAACAUUAUUGUACACAAUGCUGACACAGGAAAUAAAACAUUCUUUUUCACAAUUUUGUCACGGGAAAUAAACAUUCUUGUACACAAUGCUGACAUAGGAAAUAAACAUUAUUGUACACAAUGCUGACACAGGUAAUAAACAUUCUUGUAUACAAUGCUGACACAGGAAAUAAACAUUAUUGUACACAAUGCUGAUACGGGAAACAAACAUUCUUGUACACAAUGCUGACACAGGAAAUAAACAUUAUUGUACACAAUGCAAACACGGGAAAUAAUACUUAAUUGUAUGUAAUUACACUGUCUUUGCUCAUAAAGAGUAAUAUAUCUACCCUGAAAUGUGAUAUUGGUUUGUGUAUAGUGUAUAUGUGUGUUGAUGUAUGUUCUACGUGAAUGUUUUGUCUCUAGUUUAAAGAUAUAAUAUUAGUACUUGACUUUCAUAAAUGUUCCGGCAGUUUUACCAUUUUAAGUAUUAAAGUAUUUCCACUGUUUUUUUGUGUUUAAGAUAGUAUAAAACAUUAUAUAAAAACAAUUUGGUAUUGCCUUUUUGGUCAAUUACAUGAUAAAACAAAAAAACUUAUUGUGUACAUCAGAUACCUUAAAUUGUCUGUUUAUUAGACAAAAAGUAGCUUUUUGAUUGUGCACUAAUAACAACAACAACCUUCAUUGGUAAAACAGCGACUUCGUAUGGCAACCACCAAGAAUUUAUCAAAAUUCAGACAGCAAGCCAAGUAUUAUUUCUCCAAUAUAUUUUUUUAUGUUUGAAUAGGGCCAGAUAUUGAAGGGCAUUGAUUUUUAAUUUAAAAUCUUAAUUCAUAUUGUAGUAAGAAGAUAAUCACAAACAGAUAUUCAUGUUGAUAUUUAUCGUUCACUUGUAUCCAUGAUGCAUCUUACUGAAUACAUAAAAGAAAUUAAAAAAAUCCCAUGGCUAAACUUGGGUAUGAACAUUAUUUGGAACAUAAAAAUAAUGAUUGUUCAGAAAAACAAUGGAAGAAGGGACAUGUAUAUUCAUAACGAUUUUUUUUUCUUCGUUGAGCAGCGAAACUUAUGCCAGUGUUAGACUGUGUUCCAGGAUUAGUUUUUAUUAACCAAGGCUUGUUAUUUACAUGUUAAUAAUAUCACUGUAUGAAAUAUGUAAGCCCUCUUAAAUUUAUAACAAUAAUGUAAUUGUGUAAUCUUCUCGGAUAUGAGGAUUAUGGGACCAUGUAGUCAACGAGUGUAUCAUGCCAUAGAUUUUUUUAAUCUUUUAAUUUUGGUCUUCAUGGUAGACAUUUUGAAUAAAAUGGUAUACGUGGAAAUAGAAGAUAUAUUCGAAUUUGCAAGUUUAAAUCUUAAUUUGAUUUCUAAUACAGUCAAAAUUCAAAUGUCGAAAUCGUUAGGACCAUGGGAAAGACAUUCAAUAUAACUGAAAUAGUAAUUAUGUCUUAAUCUUAACGCAAAUUUAAAAGAAACAGUAUUUCCAGAACAUUGAGAUGACAUCUAGUUUCACAUGUUUAAUGAUCAACUGGGUUUCUCGAACAUACAAUAUUUUGUCCUACGCGCGGAGAUUACAUGGUCCCCUCCUAUCACCUAUUACAUGUCACCGUAUGCCCAUACCAUGCAAGUUAUUAGCUUCACAUCAUGUGUGUAUUUAAAGGGACAUUCUGAUUGAUAGAAAGCAAAGGACAUUAGAGGGACACAUUCACAUUUAACAUUCUGAUAGUUAACAAAUUAUAUUAAAGGGACACAUUCAGGUUUUAUAGGGACAGAAAUAGGUCUCCUAUUAUCUCUUGUUCAAUGUAAUCAAAAUGCUUAUAACAAUAAUAAAACAUCAUCAACAAAAGGAAUUAAUGCUCUAUUGUUAACUGUAUUUAAAAAUAUGACAUGGAGUGUUCUAUUUUUAUUGAAUAGCAUUUGUAACAGUAACAGUAUAAAUUUUCAUUACUUUAGGCUCGGGUUUACAAAAUACUAAUCAAAUGAAUAAAUACCGGUUGCUCUUUAGUGUUUGUUCAUAAAGAAAAUAACUCAAUUUGAAAGACACAAAAACCAACAAAAGUUACCUGCAUAAGAUCUGUGAUCUAGAUCCUUUAAUAUGAGGUGUUUGAAAUUAUACAUAGUUACAUUAAAUUACCAAUAAACAGGAAUGUUUGAAAUAUCCCAAACACUAUUUAUGGUUGUAUUUUACAUUGUUACGUAUGAAAGCAAAGCUAAUGACAAUAUAUAGAAAGUAUAUAGAUCAUAUCAAACAAGAUGUCCCUUUAAAGCUGCACUCUCACAGAUAUACCAGUUUUACAACUUUUUUUAUUUUUUUGUCUUGGAAAGAGCAAAUUUUUAUGUUAAUAUCUGCAAACCAAUGAUAUAGCAUUGCUGACAAAAAAUCUGAUCGCAGAUUGUCAUAUUUCCGUUCGAAAUUAAUGUUUUAUGGCUUAAACUGUUACUAACGGAUUAAGAAAAUUGCAUAAAAUAUCAAUUUUUGAACUUAAUUAUAAAAAUCUGCAAUAUAUUUUUUUGUCAGCAGUCUUAUAUAACUGGUUUCCAUGGAUUUUCGCAAAAAUUGGCUCAUUCCAAGACAAAAAAUAUAGAAGUUGUAAAAACGUUCAAUCUGUGAAAGUGCAGCUUUAACAUACAUGAAUAUUCAUGGCUUUUGUGAUCACUAAAUUACCUCAAGUGAAACUGGACUCAAAUGAAAAUCAUUUUUAUAGAUUUCUUUUUCGAAUGGCCAUAUUACCUGAAUUAUAAAAAUGUUCUUGUGAUAUUUUAUAUUCAACAUGAAUGUCUGGUUGUGUGAGGAACAUCUCUUUGCUAAAAAGAAAUGGUUUAUUUUUAGCUCAUUCAUUUCGAUGAAAAAAGUUGAGGUAUUGGUGUAGUGUCGCAUUGGUUUGCAAAGAAAGUUUGUACCUGUGCCAUAACUCAAAAACCAUUCAAGAUAUUUGAAUGAAACUUGGUACACAUCAUUAAUGCUUGAAUAAAUAUUUUAUUAUCUCCCUUGCUUGACAUAAGCAUUGACAGUUAUUGUUUAUUAUGAAAUUUAUAUGUGAGACAAAGUUCAAUCAAUCAGAUAUCACAAUUUAUAUGAAUAAAAUAUAAAUUGUCUAUUUGUGAAGGUAACCAAGAGUAUUAAUGAACUAAACUGUACCAGACAAUUGAGCACUUGUACAUGUUAGUGGUAAAUGGUCAUUUUGAAAGAAAUCACGGCUAAGAUCUGUUUUAACGCCAGUUUUGCUGGUAGGAGUUAUUUUGUCCACGUGACAUUAAAAAGAAUGUUAUAAGUGUGCAUUGCAAAAUCUAUAUAGUUGAAUAUGUGUGUUAAUGUUAUGUAAUAUUUUAAUGAUAAAUUAUACAUUUUAUAAACUUUUACUUCUGUCACAUGUAUUUGGAUAUUUAUAUCGUGUGUAAACAUUGUUUUCACCAAGUGUGAUUUUUAUUUCUUUUUCUGUUUAUAAUAAUUUCAUUUCAUCUUUCAACAAAUUGUGCUCAGAAGAUAUUGCAGUUUUACACUAGAUUUGGAUUUUUUAUACAGUUACUGAAUUUGAGGCAAAGGUUGUGCUAUAUAUAGAGAGAACGUCUUAAGAUUAUCCUUAUUUACUACUCUCUUUGGUACAUUACAUUUAUAAGCAACAGAGUUUGUGAAUGACUGGCAAAUUUAAAGUUACAGUAAACGUUAGUUUUAUUCAGUUUCCCUGUGCCUUACAAUCACAGGGUGCGCAAAAAUGACUUGGGUAUGAUAUUAUUUCACACUCCAAUGCAUAUAAUAUUUCGUUCAACUUCUCUACCUGUUGUUGAUUCCUAAUGCUAUAUUUCUGAAGCUUGUAGGAUUUUUAAAGAAUAAAGUCCAGGUGUGCUGUCAUUGUUGUCAUCCAUGGCGUGCAAACACAUAUCUUGGCCAUGACUAAAUUCAAUGUUCAAUAUACACAUAAAAAAGUACACAUGUUACUCACGACAUAACACAUAUUGGUAAAGAAGGCACAUAACUCUUGUUUAAUAACUGAAAAGUUUUCCCCCUUGAUCAAUUUUAGAGAAACAAAUCAACAGAAAACCAGAAAUGAGCAUUAGCAUAUGCUUGUAAUCCACCCAUUUAUAUCUAAAUAUAUAUCAUUUAUAUCUUGUUUAAGUUAACAGCUAUUAGAGGUAUGAAAUAAAUUGUCACUUAACUGAGCCUCAUGAUAACCAGUGGACAAAAUGAAUGUUAUCAACAACUGGCUGCUGCAACCACUGGUUUACAACUUUGAUAAGUUGUCCACAGUUUAUUUUUAGUUAGUUUGUAUUUUUAAAUCUUUUGAUUGGUUAAUGGUAAUAAUGGGAUAAAUAUUGACCAAUCAAUAAACAUUUUGGCUAACGUAACUUGACCAAUCAUUGGCAAUGAAUUAUGACCAUUUUUUUUUUUAAAUGGCUGCAGUGAGCGCUUUUGAUUGAUUGGUUUUGAAUAAUAGAAUUUAAACAGGAAAUGUGUUUUAUUGUUAGUCAAGUCAAUUCUUUUAGCAUGAUGAAUUGAAAGUCAAGUCAUUCAGUAGCGUACCAGGGUUUUAUUGUAAGUCAAGUCAUUCAUUAGCUUACCAUGUUGAAUAUGCACUGUGUUGUUUUGUGUUUUUAUCUGAUUUUUAAUUGAAAUUGUUAAAUUGUUAGAAGAUACCAAUUUUUAAUAUUGUUAAAAACUGAUGUUCCAUGUGAAAUAUUGAAUUGUCAAAUGUAAGAAAGUAGCACGAAAUUUGCACUCAGAAUUAGCAUCAUAGGUCCAAUAUAUGAAUAUUUGUAUACAUGUACUCUAUAUUUAUUAAUGAUUAAAGGUAUAAUUAAAUGUCAUGAUGUUAAAAUCACAAUAUUAAAUGUUUUUUAAGUGAACAGAAAUAUUAAUACAGUGGAAACCCAUUAGCUUGAUAUUGCUUGGCUCGAUGACCUCGUUGGCUCGAACUGUAUGUCAUGGACUGAUUUUAUUUUACACUUGGUAAGCCUUCCCACUUGGCUUGAUAUUCAUGUGGCUCGAAGUAUGUUGGCCGGUCCCUGGGAUGUGAAGCCAACGGGGUUCUAUUAUAUACUUUAUCACUCCCUUGUGGUAUUUUGACUUACUGUUGUUAUUUUAAAGAAAAGUUACAUGUAGUGAUAUAUACUUAUAUUCUACCGGUAAUAUACAUUUGUAUUUUACCAAUUCAAGGUUCCACAUGGCCCUCAGUUUUAUGAAUUAUUAUCCAGCCUUCUUUAUUGAACUACUUUUCUGUGCAAUAUUAAUAAUGUAAAUAAUGAAUAUUAUGGAAAUAAAAUUUAAA